Messenger RNA from Diaporthe amygdali, 1860 nucleotides. RefSeq lists its product as uncharacterized. Bases 1 to 1860 code for a protein of 619 amino acids. Lineage: Eukaryota; Fungi; Ascomycota; Sordariomycetes; Diaporthales; Diaporthaceae. The record is from RefSeq and is a predicted model, not a curated record. The transcript has 2 exons.
AUGGCAUCCCGGAUUCUGGCCGUGACGCUCGUCGCCUCGAGUCUGACCCAUGCGGCGAUAAACGAACCUCCUCUGCCCAAGGGCUUCGGCCCCAGUCUCGACGAUGCCAAAAGCCGUGGAUCUCAAAUCUUCAACGCUAUCAAUAAUGCCAUGCGACAAUGGGGCUCGUCUCUUCACCACAAUGGCAUGUCCGUUUAUCUAGCAACGGUCCCUGAGGGUGUAAUUUUCCAUCACGGCAAUGACAACGAAACAUCACCAGAUGGCCCAGAGUGGCUUGCCUACGAGAUCGAGCACGCCGAAGGCUUCGCACGCGGAAGACAUGGACCUCCAGGAAGAGGCCCACCCGGCGGUGGUCGAGGCCCUCCUGAUGAUGGUCAUCCUCCACCGCCAAACAACGACAGGAAACCACCAUCUGGAAGUCGCGAGGCGCAAAGCAAAUUUGACUUGAUACGGAUGAAGGAUGAAGGCACAUCACAGCAUGUGAUGGGCGAUGAGCCCCCUGCUGAGUCUCCAUCGGAUGUCCAUGACAUGGAGGGCCAAGGUGGAUGGCUUCACACUUAUCGCACAACUCGGCCGUUACGAUAUCUAUAUGUCGACGGAAUGAGCGGUGGCAAAACAUCUAUGGGGACAUUGGAUACUCAAGACUACCUGCUCCGAGGUGACAAAACCACGGUGUACACAAUGGACAAGCCACCGCACAUGGGCAAGAGGGCCGGUGGACCAAUGGACGAAAGGAGACGGGCUUAUGAGCUCUGCGAGAUGUGUUACUACUGGGAUCUAUCCGGUAUAAUACGUAUGGAAGCUGGCUUCGAAAUCAUACAUUGCGAUUUCCAAGACGGUCUUGAGGAAAUACAAGCCCUACAACGGCCAGAUCCUGCCGAUCGUGACCGUGGGAAGGACGGGGACGUGAGAAAUUUCGAGUUCAUGCGCGCUCUGUCUGAACGCUACUACGAAAUCGGGUCAUCCAGGACAACUAUCGAAUUUUCGACAAUGGUGUCGGCCUUCUUCUACCCUGUCAACUUGACAAAUCCAGACCCCAAGCGACCCGACUUGCCACGUCUUGCCAACGUCACUGAUGCGGAGCUUGCUGCCAUCAAAGCCGACCUAAACCGUAUCAUCUCUGAGACACCCGACAACUUCAGUCGUACUGUUGAUUGGCAAGAUGUGACAGACCUCAUUGUGACCCGGUAUGCGGACAGAUUCAAGUACAUGACCCAAAAGGUUACCUCAGCGGACCAAUUGCUUGGCGAGAUCAAUCACCUUCUGACCGUCUACAUUGACUAUUCGGGCAAGGAUGUCGACCAAAUACCUUCUGCCAUAAAUCGAUGUACCGACUUUUAUCUUCAUGGCAUCUCUCCUCAGACUAAAGCAGACCAUCUGAUACAUGCUGCGAUCAAAAGUGUCACAUCACAGAUUUGCACCAAGCUAUUUGACGCGAGGGAGAUCCUGUCCAGCAAGAGCUCCGAUGCUGCUGGACUGGAAACGUCCAAGCUUUCAGAUACCAUGCAUAUUAUCCGAAGCUUGGUAGAGUACCUGGGAUGGGCCCGCUUCAAGCGCUGUUCUCAAUGUGAUGUGGACGAGGUGUGCCUUAUCCCGAUGUGGCCGUUUGGUACGAAGGAAGACUAUGACACACCCCGAUGCGCCAACUCGUCGAGCAUAAGAGGGGACGGAGAUAAUUACUGGGGAGGUUUCGUGAUACCACGAUUGGUCAAUUUAUUUCAUUGCGUCGCUUACAAUACCCUAUUGCUCUUCUCUACAAUGAUAUUUGUUUACCGGAUCAGGAAGAUCGCCACAGAAUCAAAGACGAUGCUGGCCGAGAUCCCAAAGACAUAUGAUCUCGCAUAUAUGAACUCAUCUUAG